GGAGCAGCCAUCACAGAAGUCCACUGGGUCCUGGGUCCUAGCAGGAUGGCUUCCCAUCGGCUGUUCCUCCUUUGCCUCGCUGGGCUGGUAUUUGUGUCUGAGGCUGGCCCUACGGGCCCUGGAGAACCCAAAUGUCCUCUGAUGGUCAAAGUCCUCGAUGCUGUCCGAGGUAGUCCUGCUGUCGAUGUGACAGUGAAAGUGUUCAAAAAGGCUGCUGAUGGGACCUGGGAGCCCUUCGCUGCUGGGAAAACGGCUGAAACUGGGGAGCUGCAUGGACUCACGACACACGACAAGUUUGUGGAAGGAGUGUACAGAGUGGAACUAGACACCAAGUCCUACUGGAAGACACUUGGCAUUUCCCCCUUCCAUGAAUAUGCAGAGGUGGUUUUCACAGCCAACGACUCUGGGCACCGCCACUACACCAUUGCUGCCCUGCUCAGCCCCUACUCCUACUCCACCACCGCUGUCGUCAGCAACCCCCAGGAGUGAGGGGCCUGACCCAGGACGGCCAGGAGCUCCAGCUUGUGGUAGAAUUCCGUUUGUACUGAAACAGUGUUCUUGGUCUAUAAACUAUGUUAGGAACUCGGGAAGACACCAGGAAACCUUCCUAUUAAAGCACUUGUCAUUUCAUUUGAACUUCA
This is a messenger RNA of Nannospalax galili (Upper Galilee mountains blind mole rat), 641 nucleotides long. RefSeq names its product transthyretin (gene Ttr). The coding region runs from base 46 to 489 and encodes 147 amino acids. NCBI's taxonomy places the organism in Eukaryota, Metazoa, Chordata, Mammalia, Rodentia, Spalacidae. The transcript has 4 exons. The record is from RefSeq and is a predicted model, not a curated record. Gene Ontology annotation, biological process: purine nucleobase metabolic process. Gene Ontology annotation, molecular function: thyroid hormone binding.